AUGGAUCACAUCCCUCGUCUAUCAGAGGUCCUGUAUGUUGGACUGUGUCGUAAGAUAGGGACACCGACAGAAGUGGCCAUCAGAAGGGACGUGUUGGACAUGGAUGAGAUGAUUAGGAAACCUGUUCAUAAUCAUAGAGGCUGUGCUAUAAUGGAAAGUGGGAGUUAUAGAGAAGGAUUUAGGUUAACAUCAUCUGACAGGGAUUCAAUGUUCUGGCAUUGCAAUUAUAAACUAAUAACUGACAUUUCCCAGUCUCAGUUUUAUUAUAACACAAAACAUAUCAUUUUACUUAUGGAAGAUUCUGAUACACCACCAGGAUUUGUCAAACUGCGCCUCCUGACACCAGUUCUGAUAUCAUGCCUUGUUCUCUUUAAUGGUGGGACUUAUUUAUCUAGUCGUCUGUGGAGAGAAAAAUAUUUUCAGGACAAGAUUACGAAAGGUUCCUACAGUAAAAAUAUCAGAAUCCAUGGUCCAUGUAGCAGUGGUUUCUUUGGACUUCUUGAAUUUGAUGAAGCUCAUUGUUUAGCUACUUUUUCUUGGCCUAAACUAUUAGGAAAUUGGGUUGAAAGAUGUCAGAGGCAUACCUGGCCGCCAAUACCUGUGUUAGAAAAAAUCCUAAAAAUUGAAUGUCACUGUGUGCCUAUUGGUAGUAAAGUUGAUGCGACUUCUAACGAAUUGGAAUGGAGAUUAUCAUUUUCUCAAGCCGAGCAACAACUAGUGUGUAGCAUGAAUCAUACACAAUUUCUAUGUUACGGACUACUGAAAAUAUUUCUGAAGGAAGUUAUCAACUGCUGGGAAGAUAAAUUACUGUGUUCAUAUCACAUGAAGACCACAUUGUUCUGGAUGAUACAAUCAGGACAAGUUAGAUGGUGCCCGAACAACUUACUAGAUUGCUUUUGGAUGUGUUUUAAAUAUCUUCUCCAUUGUGUUUAUCGUGGAGACUUUCCUAACUUUUUUAUUCCAAAGAACAACAUGUUCAUAAACAAAGUUGUUGAGGAUGCACAUGAAUCUCUUCUACAGCAGCUUUAUCAGUAUUACAGAAAGGGCGUGUCCUGUCUACUGCUUAGUCCGACUCUUAGAUCAAUCCUAGAACCAGCCCUCAGUAGCCCGUCCUAUGUGUUAUCCCCUGUUGAGGGAGAAUUUAUGAGUGUUGCAGAAUUAUAUAAAUGUGGCAUAAAUGAAUUGCGUAAUUUAACUUUUACUCCUCAACAAAAAUGGGCAUCUUAUCUUUAUUUAAAAUCAAUUAACACGCUCUCUCGGUUAUCAAUCUCACCAUACCAGUUAUUAACAUUACAGUACUGUACUGCUCAGACUCUUGUUCAUUUAUCCUUCAUAAUGGCAAAUGAUACUUCUUGUUGCAUGCAUAGAAAUAUCUAUAACUUAGAUAUAAUUAUUUAUGGCAUGUUGAAAAUGGCGGCAAAAUUAGGUCCUCUGUCCUAUUUACUUUAUCUAGCAUUAUAUUAUUAUAGAACUGGGAGAUUUGAUAAAACGCUACAUAUCACAUUUAUCACUAAACAGAGAUUAUUGCAGACCUUUAUAAUGUAUGGUGAAACUCUUGACAGGCAAAGAUACAAUAAAGCUGUAGGUAAUCUACCUUUGUCUCGAGGAAUGAAGAUAGCCUGGGUAGACCAUGUGUAUUUAUUUAAAAAUAUCCCCUUUAUUGAAGAAUUAUGUUUAGAACAGUUUGUGAGUCAACAAAACGGAGAGCCAUUUUUAAUUGUACCACCGUUUGUAAUGGUUGAGAUGUUGUCCGUGUUAUCUCACUAUAGACUAGGUAAUAGAUCUCAGUGUUUACAGUCACUGACAGACCUACAGACACUGCUGCUCUAUGAUGAUGGGACACAUGUGACUUUAUAUCUAAGAGACAUAUCCUGGCAGAUACUAGGAAUCUGUCAACAUGUUGUGGGAGACUUACACGGGGCUUUAGAGUCUUUUGAAGAGUCGCCCAAACAUGUACAAUUCAACAGAAUACAAGAAGCUACAGCUUAUAGAAUAGAAUGUGUUAAACAACAAUUACAGAGAUAUGUGUACAUGUGA
This is a messenger RNA of Saccostrea cuccullata (small rock oyster), 2037 nucleotides long. RefSeq lists its product as uncharacterized. The record is from RefSeq and is a predicted model, not a curated record. Lineage: Eukaryota; Metazoa; Mollusca; Bivalvia; Ostreida; Ostreidae. The transcript has a single exon. The coding region runs from base 1 to 2037 and encodes 678 amino acids.